Peromyscus eremicus (cactus mouse) is the source of this 2314-nucleotide messenger RNA. RefSeq names its product melanoma antigen preferentially expressed in tumors-like. The record is from RefSeq and is a predicted model, not a curated record. Bases 641 to 2026 code for a protein of 461 amino acids. The transcript has 4 exons. NCBI's taxonomy places the organism in Eukaryota, Metazoa, Chordata, Mammalia, Rodentia, Cricetidae. Gene Ontology annotation, cellular component: cytoplasm.
UAAAAUGUAGAUACUUUUGAAAUUGAAGUAAAUUUAUACAUAGGGAAAACUUAGGAAUAACUUUUUUAAUGUUGAGUUUGUCAGGGAAUAGUCAAAUUUAAAUAGCAUUGCUCCACAACCCUUAUAAUGGAGUCUGGAAUCCUUAUUCAAUCAUAUCAGGCACAUCCACAAAUAAAUUUUGAACCAAAAUACUGGAAUAUUCACAGAUAUUCCUAGGAACAGAACAUGGUGACCUUGUAAUAGAGCACAAACAGCAACUUCUUGAAUACAUUUCACUAACAUUUGAAACAGUGUGUGAAAUCAGCUGCUUUGUUUCAUGAGACUGCCCAGUCCCUUUCUUUCAAGACUGUUUGAGUUUUUCUUCACACAAAAGAAAGUUCUUGACAGAUAGGAUGUACUUAAACUCUCUUACACUUUGAGCUACAACAGAAGACAAUCAUUUGAAGAACCUGGGACAAGUUUUUAGGACUGCAUGAAGGAUGUGUUCCUGAGAUUGAAAUCCUGGAAGCCUCAAGAAUAUGUACCACUUCUUUGUUCUUAAGUAUGAUAAUUUUAUCUUAGUCAUCAAGUCAUUUAUCCAAGGACAAUGCCAUAAUGUGUGUGAGAUGCUGUAGCAAAGAACCGUAUUAGGUUCACAAAGAUGGAUACAAAGAAUGCAAAGUCACUGUUGGAUCUCGCUAUACAGAGUCUGCUGAGAAAUGAGUCUGUGGCAAUCCAGGCUCUGGAGGAUAUACCAAGACUCUUUUUUGUUCCACUGUUCAUUGCUGCCUUCAAGGGUGGGCAUAAGAAUAUAUUGAGUGAGAUGGUGAAAGUGUGGCCCUAUUACUGUCUCCACAUUGGGUCAUUAACUGUACAGGAGCCUCAACAUGAACUCCUGAAAGCCAUGAUUGAGAAUCUUCCAGUGCGUCCUUCAAGGAACUCUGCUUCUAGGAGACCUAAACUGAGGAUCCUAGAUUUAAGGCAAGACAACGACUAUAGGACCACAUGCCAUGAAGUCAACAUCAAGGAACCUUUCUGUUUUCAUUCUUGUGCUUAUUCUGACAGCUCUAUCCUGAAAAUAGAAGGGCAGCAUGGUUUUGUAAAUCCAGAGUCCAUGGUUCAGUUCCCCAGGCCUGUAGAGUUACUAGUGGAUCUUUCCCUAGAUGGCUCCUUAGUGGAAAAGGAAUUUUUGGUUUUUCUUACAAGGAAAAUUAGGGAGAGUUUAGGGUCUUUGCACAUAUGCUGUCGAGAUUUACAAGUUGAUAAACUGUGUGACAGCAAAUGCACACUGAAACUUCUUGAUCUCAAUUGUGUUGGUCAAUUGUCAAUUGAUAUGGGUUCGCUGAGUGAUAUCACCAAUGUCCUUUCUCAGAUGGACCACCUAGAGAGCCUCAGUCUGUCUAAAGUCACUUUUAGAUCUCUGGGUGGGAAAGUCUUUAAAAAUUUCCUAGGUCACUUGCAACGUAUGAACAACCUUAAGAAAGUCAGCUUGUCUUCAUUCUGUCUCACAGGUCAUCUGGACAGAGUGCUCAGAGUCCUGCCACCUCGUCUGAAUUUCUUGUAUCUGACAUUCUGUGAUCUUUCGCACAGAGAUUUCAGAUUUCUGGCCCAGAGCCCUCAGGUCUCCCGCCUAAAACUGUUGAAUCUUAGCAACAACCCAAUGUAUUGGGAUGAUUUUGAGCCCUUUCAAACUCUUCUGGUAAAUCUCUCUGGUACUCUUCGCCAUCUAGAGAUAAAUCAUUGCCUUAUAAAUGAUACUGCAAUCUCUGUUCUUAUCCCUGCUCUGAUUCGUUGUACUCAUCUCCGUGUUCUGUGCUUUGCUUCUAACCCCAUCACAAUGCCUAUGCUUGUGACUAUCAUGAAUAAUUUAACACCCUUGAAGAAUCUAAAAUAUGUGAUUUAUCCCAUCCCUGUACAUUGCUAUGAACUAUGGCAUUUUCAGGGCAGUUUAGACCGAAGGAAGCUUGCUAUUGUACAACUACAGUUGAAGGUGAUGCUAGAGCUUGCAGAGAGAGCGGACAUGAACUGGAUCACUUACUUAGAAUAAAUAUCACAGUCCAACACAGUUUCAACCCGAUAUGUACUAUUUAAGUACUAAAUGUUAUUUCCUGGACACACACACACAAUAUAUAAGGUUCUUUACAUUGUAGAAAAUUACACUUAGGGAAUAUAGGUAUGUAACUGAUUCCUACACAGAAUAAUUUAGAAAAGAUGGAGGACUUUGAGAGUUCCUGCGUAUCACUGGUCUACUAUUGAUAUAUUUCAUUUUACUGACCUGAGUGAUGUGUAUUGCGUAUAAUACAGGAUGAUCAAGUCCUAGUUUGCUCUGUCUGUG